Messenger RNA from Podarcis muralis (Common wall lizard), 9550 nucleotides. It is a transcript of the gene SLC38A3, whose product is annotated as solute carrier family 38 member 3. Gene Ontology annotation, molecular function: L-glutamine transmembrane transporter activity; L-histidine transmembrane transporter activity; L-asparagine transmembrane transporter activity. NCBI's taxonomy places the organism in Eukaryota, Metazoa, Chordata, Lepidosauria, Squamata, Lacertidae. Gene Ontology annotation, biological process: L-glutamine transport; amino acid transmembrane transport; histidine transport. The record is from RefSeq and is a predicted model, not a curated record. Gene Ontology annotation, cellular component: plasma membrane.
CCUGUGCCCCGUCCGAGGUGGACGCGGGAGGGGGGCAGCGUGACGCUUCUCCGAAAGCCGCGGAGAUUGGAGGCCUCCGUGGGGGCGGUCCUGGUGCCUUUAAUCUUCCCCUCCAUUGGGGAUUAUUGGCGAGCACUGUAAUCUGCCAGCUGUAGGGACGGACGCGCCGGAGCAACAGCCGCGGAAUUGACGAGCGAGCGCUGCAAACCGACAAGUUUGGCCGGCGCUGGACAGGACCUGGACUGCAGGACCAGCACACACAGCACUGCUAAGGAGACCGCCGCCCUGUGCAGAUUCCAUCUCCACGCUGUAUAACCCGCUACUUGUCUGAAAGCUCACUGCCAGGGAAGAAGAGAAGGGGCUCACUUCAGAGGGUGAAGAUGAACUCCAUGGCUAUCCCCAUCCAGACGGAGAUGGUAGAGCUGGUGCCGAAUGGGAAACACUCGUCUUUAAAUGCCUCCUCCAUCCCCUCCGUAGGGAAUGACAGAUUUGAUGACAACCAGCCAGAGAUGGAGGAGUUCCUUCCACACGGUGCUGAAAAGAAACACACUCAUUUCACAGAUUUUGAAGGAAAGACCUCUUUCGGGAUGUCCGUCUUCAACCUCAGCAAUGCCAUCAUGGGCAGCGGGAUCCUUGGUCUGGCAUAUGCCAUGGCCAACACUGGUAUCCUCCUAUUUCUAUUCCUUUUGACUGCUGUAGCUCUGCUGUCCAGCUACUCUAUCCACUUGCUGCUCAAAUCCUCAGGGAUUGUCGGAAUCCGAGCCUAUGAACAGCUGGGCUACAGGGCUUUUGGAACUCCAGGGAAAUUGGCAGCUGCCGUUGCCAUCACACUUCAGAAUAUUGGAGCCAUGUCCAGCUACCUGUACAUUGUGAAGUCUGAAGUGCCUCUAGUCAUCCAGACCUUCCUCAACCUGGAGGAGAAAACAACGGACUGGUACAUGAAUGGGAACUAUCUAGUCAUCAUGGUCUCUGUCAGUAUCAUCCUUCCCCUGGCCCUCAUGAAACAACUGGGUUAUCUUGGUUAUGCCAGUGGUUUCUCCCUCAGCUGCAUGGUGUUCUUCCUUAUUUCGGUCAUAUACAAGAAGUUCAACAUUCCCUGUCCUCUUCCUGACCGGGUCAACACCACCGUCAGCCUCAAUUACACACCAGUCAGCAUGAACAACAAUCAGGACGAACAAGCAGUGGAAGACGGCAUCUGCUCUUCGAGCUUGUUCACCCUCAACUCUCAGACAGCCUAUACUAUCCCCAUCAUGGCAUUCGCUUUUGUGUGUCACCCUGAGGUCCUGCCUAUCUACACGGAGCUGAAAGACCCAACCAAGAAGAAGAUGCAGUGCAUCUCCAACAUCUCCAUCGCUGUCAUGUACAUCAUGUACUUCCUGGCCGCCCUUUUUGGCUACCUCACUUUCUAUGGCCAGGUAGAAUCAGAGCUGCUACAUACCUACAGCAGAGUAGAUCCGUUUGAUGUGCUGAUCCUGUGUGUGCGGGUGGCUGUGCUGACUGCUGUGACACUGACGGUACCCAUUGUUCUCUUCCCGGUACGCCGGGCAAUUCAGCAGAUGCUGUUUCAAGACAAGGAAUUCAGCUGGAUUCGGCACACCAUAAUUGCUAUCAUACUGCUGACUUCUAUCAACUUGCUUGUCAUUUUUGCUCCUUCCAUCCUGGGCAUCUUUGGACUGAUUGGUGCCACGUCGGCCCCCUGCCUGAUAUUCAUCUUCCCAGCAAUAUUCUACAUCCGGAUCAUGCCCAAGGACAAGGAGCCCACGAAAUCCCCUCCCAAGAUCCUGGCAGCCCUCUUUGCAUGCCUUGGCGUGCUCUUCAUGAUCAUGAGCCUCAGCUUCAUCAUCAUCGACUGGGCAUCGGGUGGCGGGAAGAGCGGAGGCAGUCACUAGACAAGGCCCGGACCCUCACAACUGUGGAUCAACGCCUUGGGAAACUCGGCCAGCUUUGAUACAUUUCCUGCUCCCCUACCUCUGCUAGUACUGUGCCGUAAUUUAGUCCACAGCUCCGCUCUGAGCCAAGGGGGCGCUGUUCCGUUACUCAGUUCCUACACGCGACCCCAUUGAGCCAGGGGGGCUGCUGCUGGCUAGACCAAGCCGGAAACCAGUUCCUAAACUUUUUGAGCAUUUGUUUUAAUCUCACUGUCUGGGAUGGGCCAGACCAACGGCGCCUGAGGAACAGGCAAAUGAGGGAAAUAGGCCAAUCCAGAGGGGUGGGAGGGUUGCUGUGGGAUGUCUGUCCUUAUAUGUCCAGUAUGUCUAGCCCAGCCUGAGGCAACUGGAGAGUCAAGGGCAGGAACAGGAGGAAAUUGGGGGAGGGGACUGUGGCUAAAGAGCCUGAGAGUAGAGCUUUGGCCUGAGGUUCACCACUGACAAGGGAACUGGAGCCAGGCCUUCCUACAGAAUUACGGUACUGGGGCCACAAAUUGGAAGUAAAUGCUUUCAGACAGGGAGAGAGGGGCAGAAUGUUUCUGUUUGGUUUUUAAAGUCUUAAUAGCCUCAGCCCCCACCAGCCACAGGGCUUUUGUCCCUCUCAGAAGUUGCUUCCUGAGCCCUUGUUGUUCCUUGGUGGGGGAAGUGGGAGUUCUUCCCUCAGACUUGGUCCUGUUCCCUCUGCUAGGGUGUGAGCCUUAUGAUGAGCCUCAUGAUCAACGCUCCUCUCUCAGGGCAAGGGGAUGCUCAGGGCAGAGGUCAUGGAGGCCUUGCUCUCUCCCAUCUUUGUGCAGCUACCUGUACCACACAAAACACAUGCAAACAAGUAUGACCUCAUUGCCAUCGCUAAGGUGGCCACAGGUCUUGGAACUGACUGGCUGGCGGAUGGGAAGCGAUUUGGAGAUGUCGGCCUUUCUGAACUGUCGGUUGGGGUGCAGGUUUACGCUGGCUUUCCUUAGCGCAUGCCUGAGCUUCUCUUAGGGAGGUGAAGCAGAGAUGGUUGGCAUUUUGGGCAAACGGUUAGCUGUGAGCAACAGAGCUCUUCCUCCUUCAUACAAGGUGGGAUGGGAAGCAAGCCUGUGUCAGCGAUAUCAAACCCCUGUUUCUGUCUCCUCAUUCCAUUAGGUAACGGCAAGAAGUCAUCACAUUGGGUGGAAUUCAAUGUUGUGCGAUGAUUAACGUUCCGCCUGCUCAAAUACUUUUGGCUUGCGGGGUGAAAUGAUCCCCUCUCUCCUCCCCACACGUGCCGUUUCAGGGUUUCUCCCGAACCUCCCCUCCAGUCAGUUUCAGGGGGGGCGAAUCCCAGUUGCGCAAGUAGAAGUCCUUGCACAGGACUUCUGCAGAUGGGGCUCCCUAAGUGAAUCCCACCCAAUGUCUUUUAAGACAGUACGGCAUUGAGACCUCUCUGAGGUUCCUGUGUCCUGAAAGGGUCCACCGCCUGAGGCAAUGGAAAUGGAUCUGUCCAUCCUAGAGACUGGUCCCUCCCCACUAACACAUCACAGUGGCCUCUCUUCCUAUCUGCCAGCAGUUGCUUGAACAUGUUGGGAAGUGUAGCCCUGCCACCAAGCUGGUCCGCCAGCCUAACUGGUCACUAGGACUUGAUUGCUGCUAAUUUCGGUAGGCUAGGAGAAUUUGCAUUCAUUUUGUUUUGUACAUACUGAUGUUGCUUUUCCUCCAAUUUGUAGCAGGCAUGAGAUUCCAAUGGAAUUGUAUUUAUAUAGCUGCUUUCCCGAAUUGGCAAGGAUUUGCCCUCCAUUGAGUCCCCGCUUUUCCUUCAGUGUAAUUUAUGUAUGAUCAGAUAGGCAUUCAGUGUUCCCCCUGAACUAGGAUAUGAGGCCUUGUGUAAUAGCAGAUCAGGAGGAACAAAUGGAUCUUCCUCAUCUUUACUCUCUGAUCUUGUCAUUGUCAUAUUUUAUAUAUAUCUAGGAGAAAAUAUUCAUCAUGGCUUCUUCCUAAAUCAGAGGUGGCCUCCCAAAUAUGCACUUGUUUGAAAUGCUCUGAAAUCUUUCAUACCUCAUCUUACUGUAGUCAGCCUGGGCCUCGCAAGCUCAGAAGAAAAAGGAGGAAAAAAGCCGCUGAGAACAUAUCAAAAGCAGCAGAAGGCCACCUGAGAAGGCCACUUGAGAAGGGAAACUCAAAAGAGUCCAGUAGUUGCCAACGGGGUAGUCAUUUGUCCCAUAGGGAGCUGCCUUACACCAGGUCCUUCUAGCCUAGCGAAGCCUACUCCCCAGAAGCGAGCCAGUGGCUCUCCUGGGGUUGUUGGACUCCAUCAGCCCCAGCCAGCAUGGCCAAUGGUCAAGUUUGGUGGGAGCUGUAGCCCAACAUCAUCAGGAAAGUCACAUGUUCCCUGUCCCUCUUUUACUCUUGACUGCCCUCCAGGGUCUUCAGCAGAAAUCUUUCCUGUCACCUGGUCCUUUUAACUAUAGAUGUGAAGGGUUGCACUUGGCCAGGGGGGUUGCACUUGGUUCUUUCUGUAUGCCAAGCACAGGCUCAGUCAUUCAGCCACAGACAGGGGCCUUCAGCUGCCACCCAUGUGUAAGGGGAAAUGUAGGGUUGAUGGAGUCAAAGCAGUGAUCUUCAAGCUGCACCAGCUGCAGUGCUCUUUACCACCAAUGGGUGUCCUAUUGACUUUGCUGAUGGUCACGUGUGAGAAAUGACCAGGUUGGAAAUAACAACUCCAGGUCUAAGUUGGAAAGCGAACCUCCGGAACUGGGAGUAUUGCAUCGAAGGAAAAGCAUAUCCCUGUAUCUGACCCCCCUGGUCCAGUCUUCUAGUGAGUAACACUUGUAGGUCUGCAUUUCAUGUAGGGUGGGAGACUUUUCAACCCACCUCUGCAUUUAUAUGGCUUUGGCAGCAGCUCAGAGUGUGAAAAUUAGCAGAAAGCUUUUCAAAGCCUGGAGGUAUGAGUAGGUCAUUGUUUAAUAUCAAGCCCCUGUUGAAGGCUUGGGCUGUAAUCUUAACCCUCACUUACCUGGGAGUAAGCCCCAUUGAAUUCAAUAGGACAUGAUUAGAAAUGUGCUGUAAACUAUGGUGGCAGGUUGAAAAAUUGAAAACCACGUCUCCCCCCCUGGAACACAGGGAACGGUGGACUUCUUUGCUGUGAAGGAUUGACUUAGGAAAUAAAGGAGUACUUGGACCGGGGUGAUGAAUACUGGGCCCUUCAGAAGUGGCUGAAGUACAACUCCCAUAAUCCCUGACUGUUGGCCAUUCUGACUGCCAGGGCUGAUGGGAGCUAGAGUCCAACAAGGAACAUUGGUUCCCCACCCCUGAAAUAUAAGAUUCAUGUGUAAUUUGGGGCAAGGAGUUAAUGGAGACCUGAAGAGGAGGUUGUGUGUAGAAUGAGUGACACAAGUCAAAGGGUAGCAUGUAGGACUUCAUGGAGCUGAGCUCAUUCCAGAAUGAGAAAACCAUGGGAGACUGUAUAGUAAAAUUCAGCAUCUCUGAACUGCUGUCAUGUUCCUAUAGCUUGAAGUCUUCUAAGGGUAGGAGAAUUCAAUGGAGCAUUUCUUCCCAUUUAAGUAAUAUCUGGUGUGCAGCCCUCCCACUAGGGAAUGAAAUCUGAAAUAUGUAAUUGGUUCUUUCUUGAGAAGCACAGGAUUAUGGGGCUAGUUGUUUAAUAGCAAGAACCUUUGGUUGUACUAGGGCGGUAGUUUUCACAGAGGAAGCCCAAGAAGCUUCUGAGGAACUUUGGUGUCCCCACCAGCACUGAAUAAUAUAUUUUCUUUCCAUUUAUAUCAUAAUUUAUUUCCAAUUGACCUUUUCCAAUUGUUAUUAUGCAGUGGGAAGCUGAUGACACUUGUAAAAAAAUUUCCCGCUUUUCUCCCAUAAUAUUGAGGAACCUUUCCCAGACCUUUCAGCAUUCAUCUGACAAAAGUAGAUCCACUGAGUUGUGCAGGAAAGCGAAACAGCAUUUUCUUCGUAAAAGGGGGCAGGUGCUGAGUAAGUGAAAUGAACAAGCAUCUUCCAUAGGACCCUGUGACUGGCACACCACAACAAAAACUUUUGGAUACUUCAAAGUGCACUUUCCCUUAUGAAUAACAAAAGCGUAUUUCUGGACUUGGAGGUAAUAGCCCUGUAAACUUUUCAUUAUGUUACGCGGCCAGCACCAAAUGCGGGUACCUUCAGUAUUUCAGAAGCUAUUGUGUACCAACAAAACGGCUCGCAUUUGAUCCAUAUUGGAGCAAGAAAAGGCAUUCUAGGAGCCAUCAUGAGUACAUUUUCAGAAUGCAUGUGCUCUCUUAAUAGGUAUGAAUUCAAUACUCACUAACAACUUUGAUUACACAAGUGCUAUAACUAUUAAAUAGGUACAGGUGGAGCUAUUCAGCAUCCUGGCCAGGUGACUCUCCCUCCUAUCCGUCGUACAUCUGAUAAGAAGCAGAGUCAUCAGGUGAGCUGAUAUGAUGAACCAGCAUAUAUUCCUGGAAAUAAAAUCUCAGGCAGGAAAGGAGAUGCCUACAAUCCUGGAGUUCCUGAGAUGAAAAACACUGGAUCCCUGCUCUUACCAUCCCUAUGGUACUCACUUCUGCAUUCACAGAUGGGCGGCUUUGCUCUGCCCAUUCACAUGGCACUCUUGCCCAUGCACGGCAGCAUCCCGUGUAGGUUCUGCGCAGAAAAGGGGAAGCAUCAGGGCCUCUCAUUUUCCACACGCAGUGAAAUUUGGUGUGCAAAACAGCCAUUUUGUGAAUGCAGCAUACCUGCUGUUUGUACGACUGCAGGGUGGUACAGCUGUUUAUAACAAUGUUUUUUAAAUGUAGCGUUUGGCCAGUUUAUGAGAUACAUGUUGAAGCAGUCUGUAAGCUACUGCCACCAUCUGACGUUCCGUUCAGGGUGCUGGGCAGUAGCAGGCACAACACCAUGAAGCUACUCUGCCCCCUGCCGUUGUUUGCAAUUGUUGCUGCUUCCAGUAAUUUGCACCUUAAAAGGCUGCUGUAGUUUUACUCUUGAUUCCCCCCCCCCAUAGCACCUAGUACACAUUCUUUUCCAUGACUUGUGCAGGAAGGAACAGAUUUAAAUAGUCUGAGGAAUGUAGCUAAGGAAGUCACACCUCUGCUAAUGAGUGACUGGUGGUACUAGUGGUAGAAAUGAACUGCUUUUGCACAACCCUGAUACCCAUUGGAUGCUGUCCAAUCUCCAUUGAACCCAUCCCUAGGCAAGUUCCAUUGAACUUAAUGGCAGUUGCCUAGAACCACUUCCCCAUUUAGAAAAUAGCAGACACAACAUAACAUUCUGCAUUGGUGCAGUGCUAUUUGGGGGGGAGUGGGGGAGCCGAUUGAUGUAAUCUGCCAUCCUAAACCAUUGUUAUUGAAGUAAAUUUCCUUUAAAUGAAUGAGACUUACUUUCAAGCAAAUGGUUUGGGAAUCUGGGCUGAAAAGGAGUGAAAAUAAUCGUUCCCUCUAUUCAUUUGCACAAGAUGAGCUAGCCUCCAAUAAUCUUUUUGCAAUCCUUCCCCAUUGUUAUAUCUGCUGUCUUCUCUGCUCGAUAUCCCCUCAUGCCAAAAGCCAUAAGGAAAGAUUAUUCUUUUCCUUCACUAAUAAAAUGCACCUUAUGAAUUUCAGCACUCAGAUGGGGUGGGGAGUGGGGAGUACAGGGCUAGGAAGCAAAACCAAGAUGAAUAUUUUUGCAGCACUGGUGUUACAAAAAUAAUUUUAAAGUCCACAAGUAAUUAUUUCUAGGGUUUAAUAAAUAUAAUGGACAUAAAUAAGAGACACGUAUUUUUGUACUGGGAUGGUGGCUGGUCAAUUUGCUUUUUAUAAAUACUGUAUAUAAGAGUAGAUCUUUUUUAAUGUAUUUGUUGUUGCGCUCAGUAACUCUGUAUAGUGUAUAUAUUUUAUGUCCUCAGCAAUGAGGGACUGGAUACAAGAAGACCUGCCUGAGCUAUGGGGAAAACUUACUGCCAUCUGUGAAAUUCAGGGUAAUUGGGCUGUUUCUGCAGCCUGGUGUUCAGCUGGAAGAGAAAUGGAGAGAGGAGAACACAUUUGCCGAUAAAAGUUUGGCUUGGGUUAUUAAAAAUGAUCUCACUGGCCCUAGCACGUGGGAGGUCAUUUGAGACCUUUCGGCUUAUUUCAGGAAGUUAAUAUCAACCAAGGACUUGAUCCAAAACUCAGCUGCAUUCCACUGGUGCUUAUCGAACCGCUACCAUGGGCGACCGAGCCCAACCAAACCCAAAACACACAUUCGCUGCAGAAACCGCAUGGCUCACAGACCACAACAUACAACCACUGGAGGGGCUUGCAGUGAGUGAGAGUGAUCACAAGAGAACUCAUGGGCUUGUGCAGGCUGUGAGCAGUCACCGCAGAGUUGUACUGCCUUUAGGUCACAGCCUCUGGCCUCUUAAAGCUAAACUGCUACAUGGCCAUGCCUUUCAAUGCAAGGGUGUUGGUUUGUUUUUUAACAAAUGCCCAGCAUGGAGGGAGGGGAGGAGGCUUUAACCAUCUCCCCCCCCCCCCGUGAGUCUAAUCUGGGUUGCACGUGUAAUUUGCAGAUUUUAAAAGCUGCUGAAGCCAAUGGGAGCUUUCCCCACCCCUCAAUGUUAAUUGAAACACAGGAGGUUUGUCAUGGAUCAGGACCACAAGGAGAGGGGGUAAGUGGGUGAGAAGGCUUCCUUACCCACAUUACUAGGAUCCUGACCAGGAACUUUUCCCCAAAGCUGGCAAUUUGCAUUAAGAAACACACAGAUACAUUUGCAUUUAAACACGCAGCUGUGUAGCUAAAGUAAUGUGUAGUUGGGCCCCAAGAAGCAGGGAUAUGUGAGAGAAAGGUCCCUGUGGCUCACAACCCAGGCUCCAAGUAUGAAACACAGAAGGCAGGAGAGAAGGUAAAAUCGGCACAGCGAACAUGUGGCUUGUCAGGUGCAACCUAAAAUAUUACCUUCCUGGUCCUCUUUUACCCCUUAGGCUUAGAGCAGGUUAACAACCCUUUUCAUAUUUAUUUAUUUUCUGUAAUGUAGGCUGCAGGCUAGAGAGCUAUAUCACCCACUUGCUGCACCCAGGUGCUGUUUUGGUUGUUUGGGGUUCCUGAUAAUUGGGUCCAAGUGGGGUGGUGGGGACAUAGAAGUUGAACAAAUAAAUGCCCAAGGGGCCAUGGUGUUGAUGGAAAGCAACUGUGCAUCAUUUCAGGACCAGCUUUGAGCAAGCGUCUCCUCUUUCCUGUUCUUUUCCAUGAGGACACCCUAGUGGGUGACAACUGUCUGCCCUUCCUGUUUCCAAACUACAGGCAGGCUGUGCUGCCUAGCUCAAGGCAGGUCAGGUUUCCUUGUCUCCUCCAAACUUUUGUAAGGGAACUCAGCUGGAUGUAUCAUAGGAAGGAAUUCUGGAGUAAGAAGUUUUAUUACUUUGGGUUUUCCCACCCCUUUGUGUAGGACCCUUCCACUUUCCCCAAGGGAUUCAGGGUGGGGGUGGGGAGGGGUAUAUGUGCGUGAAUCCUGCUCUGUCCAAAAUUCCGUCCUGUUUGUUGUCGUGUCCCAAGUCAAUCUCUGGAAAGAAGGGAAGAGUCUUGUCUGGAGGAGUUCCUAUUUCUGUAACAUGUACUAGGGGUCAGUUUUAAAUUAUAUGCUGAAAUUAGAUCUAUAUUUGGAAAAGAAAGAAAUCUUUUUAAAAUAACAAUAAAGAAAAUGUGAAACUUCA